AUGGCAGAAUCCGAAAUCCAAUCCCGCUUCUCACCAAACACCCCCCUCGAACCCGAUAUCCUCAGCGAAAUCCAUUCCAUUCUCCGCCUGCACGACCUCUCUGUUGAGGAUUUCUUCUUCAAAUGGGAGUCCUACUGUAUAAAGAUGGAUCUAGAUGCGCAGGCUGGGCUAUCACUAUCCAGCUUGCGCAGCCUAAAGCAGAAUCUUCAAGAUGAGCUAGAGAAGAGCCGUCGCGCAGCGCAGGUCCGCAACGAGCGCAAGGUGGUGAAUGCCACGCCAAAGGCUAACUCUGGUGGAGAUGUUUUCGGCAUGUUGGACGGACUGGUGCCUAGCACGCCGGCGACGGGGAGGCUGAAUCGAAAUGCUGGUGGGAGCGCAUUGAAAAGGAAGAUGGAUGGUUUGAAGAUGGGAAGUUCACCAGGCAUGAGUGACCAACUAAAAUCUAUGAAUGGGCUGCCGGCAACUUCGUUUGCGGACCGUGUAAACCCAGGGGACGUGGUUGAAGUGCUGAACAGCCAUCUUCAACCUGCUGAAGCACCUAUCGCGCCGUUCUCCGAGCCGAGAAUCAAGCUGACUGCCGCGUCGGACCAGAAGAAGAUGGCGUAUAAGCCGUUGGCUAUGAAACUCUCUGAAGCGAGUGAGAUUCUGGACGACCGCAUCGACGACUUCAUGGCGAUUGUGCAAGACCACCACAAGCUAGACGACUCGGCAUUUGGAAGCGCCGCGAGCCAGAGCACCACCGAAAUAGUGGCCGUGGGAAGAAUCGCCUCUGACUCAAUGGAGGGCAAACUAAACGCCGCAUCUCUUGUCCUCGAAACAUCUCGCCGAACUGGCAUGGGUCUACGAGUACCACUCAAGAUGGAGAAGAUUCGUUCAUGGAGCUUCUUCCCCGGCCAAAUCGUCGCCCUGCGCGGUAACAACGCCACUGGCAACGAAUUUGUCGUCAACGAGAUCCUCGAGAUUCCUCUGCUCCCCAACGCCGCGUCGUCGUCUUCCGCUCUCGAAGCCCACCGGGAGAAAUUCAAAGGCGGACCAGACGCCAUGGAUGCCGCGGACUCGUAUGCCGAUGCGCUCAUCCUCACCGGCCCGUUCAUCGACAUUGACCACCCCCUAAUUGCCACGGGGGACUUUGACCUCCCUGAAGAAGCUACACAAGACCCUGACACAGCUACAAUGUCCACCGUGUUCAAAUACCUCUUUGCCACGGCAUUGAACCGUGCGUGUUCUGCAAAUCCCCAUCUUACGAUUGUUCUAGUGCCCUCCGUACGAGACAUUCUCGACAAGCACGUUUCCUGGCCGCAGGACAGCAUGCCCCGCAAGGACCUGGGCUUGCCAAAAUCCGCGAAAAUCGUAUCAAACCCCAUGACACUAUCGAUGAACGAAAUGGUCAUUGGAAUCUCGUCACAAGAUAUCCUGUACGAGUUGAGGACCGAGGAACUAGCCAAGACGAGUGGUGAUUUGAUGGGCAGGCUGGUGCGAUAUCUCGUCGAGCAGAGACACUACUUCCCCUUGUUUCCUACCACUGAGAGAGGGAAAUUACCAAAGACUGGUACGGAAGAAGGGAUUGCGACGGGCGCAGUUGUAGAUGUUAGUUAUUUGAGACUAGGGGAGAUGGUUAAUGUCCGACCGGACGUUGUGCUUGUUCCGAGCUCUUUGCCGCCCUUUGUAAAGGUUGUUGAGAGUGUAUUGGCCAUCAAUCCUGGUCCGUUGUCGAAACGGAAAGGGGCAGGGACGUAUGCCAGGAUGACGUUAUACCCGCCUACCGUUGAUGGGGGGGACAUGCAAAGUCACAGAAUCUUUGAUAGGGCGAGGGUGGAAAUUGUUAGGAUAUAA
Molecule: messenger RNA, 1833 nt
Organism: Pochonia chlamydosporia 170
Lineage: Eukaryota; Fungi; Ascomycota; Sordariomycetes; Hypocreales; Clavicipitaceae
Product: DNA polymerase alpha/primase associated subunit
Exons: 4
Coding region: 1-1833 (610 amino acids)
Biological process (GO): DNA replication initiation; DNA replication
Cellular component (GO): alpha DNA polymerase:primase complex
Molecular function (GO): DNA binding
Source: RefSeq, a predicted model, not a curated record